Messenger RNA from Hypoxylon fragiforme, 2476 nucleotides. Its product is annotated as PRO1 protein. Lineage: Eukaryota; Fungi; Ascomycota; Sordariomycetes; Xylariales; Hypoxylaceae. The coding region runs from base 248 to 2299 and encodes 683 amino acids. The record is from RefSeq and is a predicted model, not a curated record. The transcript is spliced from 2 exons. Gene Ontology annotation, cellular component: nucleus. Gene Ontology annotation, molecular function: zinc ion binding; DNA-binding transcription factor activity, RNA polymerase II-specific; transcription cis-regulatory region binding. Gene Ontology annotation, biological process: positive regulation of transcription by RNA polymerase II.
UCGAGGCGUAUUCUCUCCUAGAGGAAAAAAAUAUCCUAGCAACAAAUCGACCUUGGAAUCCUAGAGACCUAGAACUGGGCCCCCCUCCCCUGUUCUACUCCCGCUUUCGCUCGGCUUGCAACUAGCAUUGAUCAUCCACAUCCACCCCACCACUACCUAGUAUAGGUCUACCUACCUGGUAUAGGCCAUUGGUAGUACCUAGUACACAUCUCGACGCAGGUACCUGGGACUCGAGCAUAAGAUACAAAUGUCAACCAUACCCCCAAACUCCCAAGGAGAUCUGAUGAGAUCAGCAACCGUCAACAUGGCUGUCGCACAACCGACCAAGUCGAAGCCUACUUCAACAAAGCAAAGCAACAAUGCUAACCCGAAAGCAAAGACACAGAUGCAUCGUCGCUCAAGAACAGGUUGCUACACCUGCAGAUUACGACGGAAGAAGUGCGAUGAGGGCACUCCCAUGUGCUCAGCAUGCAAGCACCUCGGUCUUGUUUGCGAAUAUAAGAGGCCAAUGUGGUGGAGCAACAACGAUGCGAGGAGAUCACACAAGGACGAAAUCAAGAUGAUCAUUAAACGAAAGAAGCUCUCCGAGAAGGCGUCACACACGAUACAAACUUCGGUCAACUCCCCGCCUGGCCUGUCACACUCUCUGCCCACCUCUGCUACUUUCUCCGAUCCUCUUGACCGGACAAGAUCAGCGUCUAUUGAUUCGCAAUUCGCCUUUAACUUCAACAGCCCACCCAAUGUGCCUGAUUAUGGCUCCUACAACCCUCACAUGCUCCCAUCGCAUUCUGAUUUCAUGUUUGGCAUGUCUCCAUACGAGAUUGAUGUCAAGACCGAGCGCCAGAUGUAUGUCAAUGACGUGCCAACUCUACGAGAAUCGACAGUCUCCACCUUCAGCACUUUCCAAACGCCGCCCCCGACCGGAACCAUCUUACAGUCCUAUCCUGGAAAUGGAGAAUGGUCUGAACAGGUUUACCAGGAGCGCCGAGAGUCAUUGGCUGAGGAGACAUUGAACUGCAACUUCUUUGACUUCUCCCACGGCUUACCAACGCAAUCGAGACAAUUUGACAUUGAGCUAGAAGAGAACGACCAGCGAUUGUUGGACCAUUUCAUCCAAUACGUGCUCCCAACCAUCUUCCCCAUCUUGGAGACCAACCAACACGGAUCUGUUGGCUCCGAUCUCAUCCUACCUAACCUACAGAACAACAAGGGAUACCUUCACUGUUGCCUCAUGAUCGCAGCGCAACACUUCAAGGCGACCAUGAACAUUCAGGGGGAAGAAAUCGACAACGAUAUCAUGCGACACAGACACGCGACAAUCCUUGCACUCUGUGAGGCCUUGAACAAGGAUGAAAACCAUCACCAGAUCCUAGAGGCGACUCUGGGCCUCAUCUUCUUCCAGAGCUGUGUUGGUCGAUACGACGACUCCCUUCCCGACAUCCCAUGGCACCAACACUUCCAGGCCGUGAACUCCUUGGUAACCAAAUUAGAUCUUCCUCAACUAGUCACCGAGUCCAACGAGCAGCUUUCUCAGACAUCCUUCAACAUGACCCUGACAGCCUGGAUAGACAUCCUCGGCGCAACCAUGCAAGGCCGGGCGCCGACCUUCGCGCACACCUACCGCGAGAAGCACCUCUCGACAACGAACCCCUUCAUGGGGCUCCGCGAGCUCAUGGGCUGCGACGACCACGUCAUGUACCUCAUCUCGGAGAUCGCCUGCCUCGAGGCGCUCAAGAAGGAGGGCAUGGACGACAUCAGCCUGUGCCAGCACGUGCACGCGCUCGGCGACCAGAUCGGGCUCACGGAGGCCCACGACGGCGGGCCUAAGAUGCCCUUCAACGCCAACGGUUCCCUUAGCCCCAAGCAGCUCAGCAAGAACAUCACCAGCGCCUUCCGCCUCGCCGCCCGCAUCUACCUCUGCAGCCUCGUCCCCGGCUUCUCCCCCAGCCAGGCCAGCUGCGUCGGGCUCGUCGAGAAGCUCACCACCGUGCUGCAGUUCAUCCCCUCGGGCCCCGGCGGCUUCGAUAGAAGUCUAGGCUGGGUCUACCUGAUCGGCGGCUCGGUCAGCGGGAUGAACUCGACCUUCCGCCAGCUCUUCCACGACCGCAUCGCGCAGCUCGGCGACGCGGCCUCCUUCGGCAGCUUCGGCGGCGUCGUAUCACUACUUCAUGAGGUCUGGCAGCAGGCCGACAGCUACCAGCAACAGUCGAGUCCCAGUGCAAACGGGUCAACAGAAGCGCCGUACAUCUCCUGGCGAGAUGUCAUGCAGAUGAGAGGGUGGGAUUACCUACUGAUCUAAGCUGGUUUUCUUAGCAAGGGUCCCCCCCCACUCAUCUGCGGGUAGGCCUUCUGAGAGCGAUGCGGGAUUAUUGCCGCCUGCUUUUGCACGACGACUACGACUAGCUAACACCUGUUUUUUUCUUUUCUUUUUUUUAUCGUCAACUAUAAUACCCACUAGAGAGAGGAAGCCGCGAGG